UGGUGUCUGUAUGAUUCCACUACUCUCAGAGGCCUGUUUUUUCUCUUUCUCUUAGAUAUGGGUGAAAGUCAGAGAAAGAUAGGGAGGGAGAGAGAGAUAUAAGAAGGCCGUUCGUAGCACCUCUCCACUGUUCAUGAAGCUUCCUUCCUGCUGGUGGUGGUUGGGAGCUUGGACCAGGAUUCUCAUGUACGGUACUAUAGAUGCUCUACCAGGUAGGUGUUUUUAGGCAGCAGCCCCGGACCACGUCAGGUAGGCUUUGUUAUCCCAGCUCUCUGUUCGCCUUUAGUUUUAUCUCAUCGUAUGUCCUUCCGAGCAGUGGACCCUGCACAGACUCUCACAGACCUUGGGACAGUCCGCAUUGAUCAUGCUCUCAGGUAGAGAUGUCCUCACCUGGUUCUGGGAAUUGUCAUGAGAGAGUCUGCCCAUUUAGACAGCACUGAGCUAUGCACUAAACACAAGGUCUAAAGUUCAUCCACCAUCUGUCAGGGAAUGGUCUAAACUGCCAUGGGUCCUUCUGCAAGGCCGUUCAAGGGGUCCAAGAUUCCCAUUUUGGGCCUGGUCCUUCUGACUUGCGUUUUCUAUUUCAAGUUCCACUGGCCAGAGAACACCAUCUAUCGGCCCCCAGAACCCCGCCAGGCCUCCAAGCACAUGGACUCCCUGUCUCUCUCGCCCUCCCUUCCUAAGGGGCUCAACAACCUGUCCCACCUGCUCUACUGGCCCCCCACCCCAGGACACGGAGAGGACCUGUUGGCCUCCACUAGUGCCCAGAGCUCCACCUACCAGCUGAGGGGCCCUGCCCAGCACAACUACACCCUGGGGGGCUCCCUGAAGGCCAUUCUGGUGGCCAGAGACCACAGGGGCCACCCCAAGACCCACGGCGGGGACUUGUUCAGGGCACAACUGCUGGGCCCCGACCUGAAGGCGGGGGUCCCUGGGGAGGUGCAGGACCUGGAGAACGGCACCUACCUGCUGUCCUUCCCGCUGCUCUGGGCCGGGCGGGCCCGGGUGCUAGUGCGGCUGAUCCACUCCAGCGAGGCUGUGGGAGUUCUGAGAAGGAUCUGGACACAGGUGGGGGCCACCGUGGACUUCAGAGGCUACUUCAGGGGCCCCUCAGGCACCGAGGAGACUGUGGUUUGCAAUGUGGACCCGUGGUCAACCGGGGCACAGGGGUCCGUGUGUCAAUACAAGGACAAGGAGUCGGGGGAGCUCUGGUUUUGCGCCCAGCCCCCAACACUGCCCUGCGACUCACUGGUGGGACACUCGAGUGGAAGCUACCUGAAAGUCACCACCCAGCAGGACGAGGCCCUGCUGGCCGGGAAAGUGACAGACAAGGUUCUCCCCCAGGGCAUUGCCCCCAUCCUGAUCAGACCAGCAGUCUCAGGGAACAGCAGUCUCAGCCUGGCUUUGUCCCAGAAGCGCCUGUGUGGCCCUGGCCUUCCAGCCUCCACGCCCUCAGGCUUCUACCACCUUGACGUGUGGCACCCGCUGGCCUGCUCCAGUCGCUCCUUCCCCUCUGCAGACAGCAUCCUGAGCUGCCUGGCUGGCCGUGUGGUGCACAUGAUGGGGGACUCCACGUUGCGGCAAUGGUGGGAGUACCUGCGCGACACCGUGCCCUCCCUGAAGCCGGUGGAUCUGCAUGUCCCCUACCAGGCAGGUCCCCUGAUGGCCGUGGACACCUCCCGGGGGACAGUUCUGCACUGGCGCGCCCAUGGCCGGCCGCUGCGCUCCCUGCGCACACCUGUGGCCUCCUUGCACUCCGUGGCCCAAGAGUUGGGUGGCCUGGCUGGAGGUCCCCACACCGUGGUGGUGCUGGGCUUGGGUGCCCAUUUCACCACCUUCCCCCCGGCUGUGUUCGCACAGCGCCUGGCGGGCAUCCAAGCAGCCGUGUCCACACUGCUGGCCCGCGAGCCCCGCACACUGGUGGUGGUCAAGUUGGCCAACACUGGCUACAAGUCCGUGUACGGCAGCGACUGGCUCACUCUGCAGAUCAACCGGCUCCUACGGGCCGCAUUCACUGACCUGCCCGUGGCCUUUGUGGACGCCUGGGACAUGACCUCCAGCCUGGAGCUACCUGAUGAGAUCCACCCCAGGAGGCUGAUCGUGCGCAACGAGGUGGACAUGCUCCUCUCCUUCAUCUGUCCCCACUGAGCCCGCCUGGGGUAUCAGCCCCAGAGCCCUCCUCUUCUCUGUGUCUGCCUCUCUGCCUUCUGUGGGACCUAGGGCCAGAGAACUGGAGUGUGGCUGGUGUCUCCAGAAGACUGGGGGUGACCCAGUGCUUUGAGACUUUAAUCCCCAUCUGGACAUGUGGACUGAGGACCAAGGACAGCUGGAGAGGACCACAGCAACCAGGAAAGUGAUUCCAAGUGAUUGAGAGCUGACACCGAUUCAGACAAGUUCACCCCCCCAAAACAACAAAAAUAAAAAAUUAUCAUCCAGGGUCCAUCUCUGGAGGAAUCCAGAAGACCAGCCUUUCACAUGAAUCACUGUGUCACACAUAGAGGAGUGUGAUUUUACUGAAAUAACACAUUUUGCACAACUUAUUUUUUUGUGGGGGUGCAGGGGAGCUUUUAUGGGUUUAAUUGUGUGUUGUGUAGUUGUUGGCAACAGCGCCCCCUCAGUAAGUGUGUUGCAGUGGGAGCAUGUUGCAAAAUGGUCAAAGAGCAUCACAGACCAGCUGUGAAUGUGGCUUCCCCAAUCAGGUGUUUAGUUUUUGUUUGUUUUUGUUUUUGUUGUUGCCAACAGUGUCACUGUUGUGGCUCGGUGCCAGCACAGCUCCACCAUUACCAGUGGCUGGUUUUGUUUGUUUCUUAGAGAAAAUAAAGAAAGUGAGAUCCCUAAAGCACCACUCUACCACUCGUAAAGCUUCCUUCACACAGGUGAGGAUCAGGGUCUUGAACUUGGGUCCUCAUACAAGGUAAUGUGUGCACUCUACCUUCUGUGUCACUAUCUCAGAUGUGAGACACACAUUUAUGACCUUAUGUACCUGUAUGAGCUCUUUGAAGGCUGUAUUUCCAAAUAUAGUCAAAUUUGGUGGCUAGGGCUUCAGCAUAUUGAUUUUAGGGGGACAUAGUUCAGAGGUAAAAUUGUAACAACGCCAACAUUAACUGAUAGAGGUUUAACCAGGUUAAACACGCACGCGCACACACACACACACACACACACACACACAUUUAAAAAUGUACUUUAGUUACAAAUAAAGUGGUUCAUGCUGGAAGUCCCCUAAUAUACAAGAAUAAAUAAAGACCAAUUCAAUGGUAAGAUUUUAUGACGGUACUUAUAAACCAACAAAAUAAUAAUAGAAUCUGUUUUAUUAAGGAAUGUAAAUUAGGAGGGUGCUGGGUGGUGGCAUACCCAAUUGAGUGCAUACCUUACCAGGUGCAGGACCUAGUCCCCAAGUAUAGAUGAAUAUAUUUUUUAUUAUCCCAGGGUACUCAAUGGGGUUCAGUGAUGGCAUACAAAUCCACCAAUCCUACAAAUCCAAAGUGACCAAAGUGUUGG
This is a messenger RNA of Erinaceus europaeus (western European hedgehog), 3498 nucleotides long. RefSeq names its product NXPE family member 3-like. The transcript has 9 exons. Bases 505 to 2148 code for a protein of 547 amino acids. Lineage: Eukaryota; Metazoa; Chordata; Mammalia; Eulipotyphla; Erinaceidae. The record is from RefSeq and is a predicted model, not a curated record.